Molecule: messenger RNA, 1734 nt
Organism: Rattus norvegicus (Norway rat)
Lineage: Eukaryota; Metazoa; Chordata; Mammalia; Rodentia; Muridae
Source: RefSeq, a predicted model, not a curated record
CAGUAGGAAAAUAUUUUACCACAAAAGCCAGAAAGCAUUAUGCCUGCUAAAGACGUAAAACUGUACUGACCCAUUAUUUGGUAAGAUUCUGUCAUGAAAAUGACGACCGCCUUGUGCUAUUUGAUAAGCAUCCUUACCAUCUGUGCCCUAAUGGAAAAUUCAUUACAUUUCCUACUAAUCUGAUCUCUACCCAGACCGUAAGUAAGACAAAAGCAUUUGAUGUUUAACCUGAGUCUCGCUAAUUUCAUUUUCUCAAAGCAGAUUUAUUUCAGUAGCUUGGUCUGUCUUAACAAAGGAUGUUCUCAAAGGAAAACAUCUAAAAUAAUAGCAGAAAGCCUUUGGCUAAAGCUUUCUGAUUGUAUGUACAAAUCAUGCUAGCUGGUAAAGAGCAGUUACAAGAAAGUUUGUAUUUCAACGAAUAAGAUAAUUCAAAUUAUUUAUAUUUUACUUUGAGUACUAAUGUAGAGAAUGCCAAGAAAAUGCCAGUUAAAUUUGUAUAUAAAAAUUCUUUAACAUAUAUCAUUAUGUGAGUUGUAUUAUAUUGUAAACAGAGAUAACUUACAAAGCAUCGGAUUUUCCUAACAUCUUAAUUAAAAUAAUUCCUCACAGUAAAAUCUCACCAUACAAUAUAAGCCAUGUUAUUACACAGCAAUCUUUUAAAAUAUCCUUAAAGUACAAGCCACACAAAAAAUUAAAGUAAUUAGGUACUGAUACAUCCGAAUUCAGUCUGAUAAAGUACAUCUUAAAAUGAAGUAUGUCCUCAGUAGCACUGGCUACAGUAGAAGAGUGAUUCUACGAAGUGGAAUUACUUUCCCAGCUCAUAAGCGUCCAAAUGUCUGAACUGCAUGUGAAGAUGAAACCCUACUCAGUGGGUGCCGCUCUACAUGCACUUAACACUCUGCUUACCCAGCUGCCCUUUACCUGGAUGCUAAGGGCAUUUACUCCUAGGGUUUUCUUUUCUUUUUAACUUCUGCUUUUCAUAAUUUCUAUUCCUUCUGUUUCUUAGCAUUCAGGUUAAACAGACAGAUUAUCUCUUGAGAAACUCAAAGGUUGCUGUAACAAGACACUAGAUCUCAAGUUCAGCACAGCAGGUUAAUUACCUAGAAACCAUUCUGCUUACCAUAAGAUAUGGGAACCAGCUACCAUUUGUAGAUUCAAAUCAAAGCUAACAGAAGUGGCAAUAAGAGACAGAAACACCUUAACCAAAGAAGAUUCCAAACAGCAGUACAAGAAGUGGAGUCUCAAGGAUGGCCUCCAGCCACUGGAAUGAAACCACAACCUCUGUUUACCAGUACCUUGGGUUUCAAGUGCAAAAGAUUUACCCUUUCCAUGAUAACUGGAACACUGCCUGCUUUGUCAUCCUGCUUCUGUUCAUAUUUACUGUGGUGUCCUUGGUUGUGCUGGCUUUCCUUUAUGAGGUACUUGACUGCUGCUGCUGUGCAAAGAACAAAACUGUGAAGGACUUGAAAAGCGAGCCGAAUCCUCUUAGAAGUAUGAUGGACAACAUCAGAAAACGUGACAGUGAGGUGGUCUAGCCUUCCACAGAAGAUAAACAAAAGCUUUAAGAACAGCCGUCCGCCUCUUCUGAGGAAAAUGAAACUUUCCUGAGGCCAACCUUUAUUACAAAAUUGAUCUGACUUUGAAUGGCUAAAAGAAUUCUAGUAGAAAAGAAAACAUGUGAAAUGUGCACUCUCGUGUAUGUAUCCUCAUUAAAUAUGCAGUUCAUAGUGUGAA